Callithrix jacchus (white-tufted-ear marmoset) is the source of this 3054-nucleotide messenger RNA. RefSeq names its product dishevelled binding antagonist of beta catenin 3 (gene DACT3). The record is from RefSeq and is a predicted model, not a curated record. Gene Ontology annotation, biological process: negative regulation of canonical Wnt signaling pathway. NCBI's taxonomy places the organism in Eukaryota, Metazoa, Chordata, Mammalia, Primates, Cebidae. Gene Ontology annotation, cellular component: cytoplasm.
GGGGGCGUGGCGAGAGGAGUGAGUAGGCAGCUGCGAGCAUGCGUCGUGUAGGGCGGCGAGGGUGCAAGGCCGAGCAUCUUCGUCAGGGAGGGUAUUCACCAAUAGGCGGCUGUUGCUCGGUCUCUGGGGGCGCGGCCAUGCAGAUAAGGCGCGGGUGGGCGGCCCAAUGGGCGGGCGCCUAUGCAGAUGAGACGGUGACAGCCCGGCCAGCGGGCGGGCGGGCAGGCUGCUGGGGCGGGGAGGUGGGACCGGGAGAGGGGUGGCCGCGGGGCCCGGCCGGGCUGGGGCGGGGGGCCGCAGCCAUGAUCCGGGCCUUCUCGUUCCCGGUGAGCCCCGAACGGGGUCGGCUGCGGGGCUGGCUGGAGGGUAGCCUGGCCGGGCUCUGCGAGUUGCACUGGCUCCGGGAGAGGCAGGAGUACCGCGUGCAGCAGGCGCUGCGGCUGGCCCAGCCUGGAAUGGGGGGCGCCGAGGCCGAGGACGAGGAGGACGCCGAUGAGGAUGAAGAUGCGGCGGCGGCGCGCCGGGCCGCAGCGGCCCUGGAGGAGCAGCUGGAAGCCCUGCCUGGGCUCGUCUGGGACCUGGGACAGCAGCUGGGAGACCUGAGCCUGGAGUCUGGGGGCCUGGAACAGGAGAGCGGGCGCAGCUCGGGCUUCUAUGAAGAUCCCAGUUCUACAGGAGGCCCAGAUUCACCGCCCUCAACCUUCUGUGGGGACAGCGGCUUCUCCGGAUCCAGCUCCUAUGGUCGCCUGGGUCCCUCUGAGCCCCGGGGCAUCUAUGCCAGUGAGAGACCCAAGUCCCUAGGAGACGCCAGUCCCAGCGCUCCGGAGGUGGUGGGCGCGCGGGCAGCGGUGCCGCGGUCCUUCUCAGCACCCUACCCGACGGCAGGGGGGUCCGCCGGGCCGGAAGCCUGCUCCUCGGCGGAACGGCGGGCCCGCGCGGGGCCCUUUCUGACGCCCAGCCCACUGCACGCUGUGGCGCUGCGCAGCCCACGGCCCUGCGGCCGCCCUCACACCAACUCACCAGACGCGGGGGGCGCAGGGCGGCCCCUGGACGGCUACAUCUCGGCGCUCCUGCGCAGGCGCCGCCGCCGGGGGGCGGGCCAGCCCCGGACCAGUCCCGGGGGCGCGGACGGCGGCCCACGGCGCCAGAACAGCUUGCGCCAGAGGCCGCCCGAUGCGUCUCCGCCCCCCGGCAGCGCGCGGCCCGCGCGGGAGCCCUCGAUGGAGCGCGUCGGGGGCCUUCCCACCAGCCCCGCCGCCUUGAGCCGCGCCUGGGCGUCGCCGUGGGAGUCAGAGGCCGCACCCGAGCCCGCCGCGCCGCCCGCCGCCCCGUCACCCCCCGACAGCCCGGCUGAGGGCCGCCUAGUGAAGGCGCAGUACAUUCCUGGCGCGCAGGCGGCCACCCGAGGCCUCCCUGGCCGUGCCGCCCGCCGCAAGCCGCCGCCACUGACCCGCGGCCGCAGCGUGGAGCAGUCACCACCCCGGGAGCGUCCCCGGGCCGCCGGCCGCCGUGGACGCAUGACCGAGGCCUCGGGCCGCCGGGGCUCGCCCAGGGCGCGCAAGGCCUCGCGCUCCCAAUCCGAGACCAGCCUGCUGGGCCGCGCCGCCUCGGUGCCGUCGGGGCCCCCCAAAUACCCCACGGCGGAGCGGGAAGAUCCUCGGCCGCCACGGCCCCGUCGCGGCCCAGCGCCCACGCUGGCGGCCCAAGCCGCAGGGUCCUGCCGUCGCUGGCGCUCCACGGCGGAGAUCGACGCUGCCGACGGGCGCCGCGUGCGGCCCCGAGCCCCUGCAGGGCGCGUUCCCGGCCCCAGCCCAUCCCCGUCAGCUCCCCAGCGCCGUCUGCUGUACGGCUGCGCAGGCAGCGACUCCGAAUGCUCCGCUGGGCGCCUGGGGCCCCUGGGACGCCGGGGUCCCGCAGGAGGCGUCGGCGGAGGUUAUGGGGAGAGCGAAUCGAGUGCCAGCGAGGGCGAGUCGCCCGCCUUCAGCUCCGCCUCCAGCGACUCAGACGGCAGCGGUGGCCUCGUGUGGCCGCAGCAGCUGGUGGCGGCCACCGCGGCCUCCGGGCCAGGGGGCGGAGCAGGUGCAGGGGCGCCCGCGGGUCCCGCCAAAGUUUUCGUGAAGAUCAAGGCUUCCCACGCGCUCAAGAAAAAGAUACUGCGUUUCCGUUCGGGUUCUCUUAAGGUCAUGACUACAGUGUGAGGUUGGGGAUUUGCUUGGGCUCCCCCUUCAUGGCCUCUGCACCUCCACACUCCCCACCACUGACCCUUCCACAUCUACCUUCCAAAGACCAUCGUUUUCUCUGCUUCCAAAGACCCUCCUCACUCUCCCCACUCCUCACAGUCUUGGUUAAAAAGGCUCUCCCUCCACCACGGAGAGGAAGGUUGAGGGGCCCUGUUUGACCCAUUUCAGCUUCUAACUCGGAAGCCUUUGGGCAAGACAGUUCCCCUUCUAUGGGCGUCACUUUCCUCAUCUGUACAGUAAGUGUCCAUGUAUGCAAAAGGGGUAAUUCGGUUUGAAUUUCCCCAUUUUAGUUUAGAAGCCUAGUCUGUUUCCCUUCACUGCUCUCAUUCCUGAUGAGCCCUCUCAUUCCUCCUUUCCUUGCCCUGCGAUGGACCCCUUUCAUUCACAAAGUGCCCCCUCCAUGUCCCUGGACCCUUAAGUAUCCCCUUGGCACCCUGGUCAGAGACUCUGUGUCUGACUCAGGUGGUUCCUGCAGAGUGCCCUGGGAAGGGAAGGAGCACUGAUUUGGGGGUUUUGAGGGUCACGUAGGAGUUGGCAACACCUGGAAAGAAGGACUCUCACCUCAAUCCCUGGACAAUUAUGGAGGAUUCAGAGGUAGAAGAGGGAAAGGAAGAUGGUUUCUAUCUCGUGCCCCCACCCACUGUGAGAGGGAAUGGGGGAAGCCUGAUGACCCUCAGCUGUUCCAAUCUAGUAUUUUUUUUUUCUUUUUUAAAAUUACUGUAUUUAUUAUGACGACGGUGACUCCCCAGUGCAAAGGGGGGCCAGAUUCUGUGUGUUUCUCUAACCUCUUUGUAAAUAAAUGCAGUGUUACAUA